CGCAGUGCGCGGCUAUGAUGGUCGAUCGGGACGAGGUGGGUAUGUCGCGUGUGCCAGUUUUAGUGAUCCUGGGUGCCACGGGUUCUGGAAAAUCGCGGCUGGGCAUCGAAUUGGCGCGCCGUUUCUCCGGGGAAAUCAUCUCCGCCGACAGUAUGCAGGUGUACAAGGGUCUGGACAUCGUCACCGCGAAGGUGACCCCGGCGGAGAGACAAAUGGCGCCGCACCACAUGCUGGACGUCGUGGAUCCGCUAACCAAUUUCACCGUCUUGAACUUCAGAGAAAUGGCCUUACCGAUCAUAAACAACCUGCUGGCCACGAAGAAACUGCCCAUCGUCGUCGGCGGCACGAAUUAUUACAUAGAGUCGCUGCUAUGGGAUAUCCUGAUGAAGUAUCCGAAGGAACCGCCGGCACGAGUCGACUCAAGCGCGAUCAAUCCGAGCGCGUCGCUCGAGAAUAGAUCGGACGAUCGCUGCAGCGCGGCCGAUCGGCGGAACAACGACGACGACGACGACGACGACGACGACGACGACGAUGACGACGACGACGACGACGACGACGACGAGGAUGACGACGACGAGGACGACGACGGCGACGGCGAUGAGGUGGCGCCCAAGAAGAAGUGCAAGUUCGACGCGAGGUCGAGCGACUUGAGCAACGAGGAGCUCCAUCGGAGACUGAUGCAGCUCGACCCGGAGAGAGCGCGAACUUUGCAUCCCAACGACAGGCGGAAAGUCAUCAGGUCGCUGGAGAUUUUCUACCAGCACGGGAAAACGCACUCCGAGCUGCUGAGGGCGCAACACGCCAGCAGCGGCUGCGCGCUGAGCGGACCCCUGAGAUACGCCAACUCAGUGAUCCUGUGGCUACGUUGCAACAAGGUCGCCCGAUUACACGAAAGGCAUCUUCCAGAGCAUCGGCUUCAAGGAGUUUCACGCUUACCUCACGUUGCCCGAGGAGGAGCGCGCGAGCGAGAAGGGCGAGAAACUGCUGAAACAAGGGAUCGAGGACCUGAAACUCGUCACCAGGAGGUACGCGAAGAAGCAAGACCAGUGGGUGAUGAACCGGCUGAUUCGCCGCGACGACCGACAGACUGCACCGACGUGAGCAACUGGAACAGCUGCAUCUUGGAGCCGUCGGUGGCGAUCAUUUCCGCAAUAAUGCGCGGCGAGAAGCCCGAGCAGCGGCCGCUGCUGAGCGAAGAUAUCGAGGACCAAAAGUACAGCGAUUACAACAAAAUGGAGUACAAUUAUUGCGAGGUGUGCGAGAGGGUGUUUGUGUUCAAGACUCAAUGGGACCUACACAUGAAAGGCUCGAAGCACAAGAGAGUGCUGAAGAAGAAGCAACGGGAGGCGCAGAAGGCGCUGGAGUGUCAAGCGACGGGGACACAGGAAACGGUUUUACAAACUAGUUCGUGACGGACGUCGCUUUCUUUGAUAAACCGUCUGACAAGAACGUCUGCGCGUUUGCUAUUGCGAAAGGCUAUUAAAAAACUGUGAUCGUGUAACAUUGCAUAUUUUGUCGAUAAUUGUCAAUGUGAAUAUCUUCGCGGAAAUAAACUUGUAUUUUCCUUUUCUAACUCGGCGGGUCUUCGUUACUCGUCCACGGUAAGCGAGCGGCAUCGACCACACAUCAGCGAUUGCUAACGUAGCGGCUCCGACUUUGCGUGCUUCACGACUGCUCGCAAGAGGGAUUCGGCGACGCGGCAAGUUACCGUCGGAGUCAAGUUAUCAUGCUCGUCUACGGGCAGCGACAAUUAUGCGAUUACCCGAUGCGACGAAUCAAAGAUAGGCGGCAAAUAAAUUGGUAUUUUAUCUUUCCCUUUAAUUUUCUCUCCUAGAGGAUCGGUCAGCUUUUCGAUAUUUUCUAAUCUGACUUGUUGACAGGAGUCGUCGGCGUUUCUUAAUUCAAUAUUUUGAAAUUUAUCGCUCUUUUCACGAGUAGUAGCGCAGAACGCUUUUACGACUGAUAAAAGUUAACGGGUCAACGCUCGGACGAGACGCGAGUCGCCAGUUAGCCGAGACUUAAACUCGCUUAGCCGAGACACGAACCGUUGGCGAGUCGGGCGAGCUUUCUUCAUUAUACCGCUCGAUGACGCCAGGCGUAGGGCGUUAAUUACUACUUUUUCCUCUUUUCUAACCGGUUUCGGAAUCGGCCUUCAUAGAUUUUUUUAGUCCAAUUAACGAUUCAACAACAAGUUAGACGAUCGUACUCUCGAAUAGAGUCCGACUCGACAUAACAGAGGUCUAUCAUUUUCAAUUUGUACGACUUUAAGACAAAUCUGAAGACACACGCAUUUCUUCUUCUCUCCCU
Harpegnathos saltator (Jerdon's jumping ant) is the source of this 2307-nucleotide messenger RNA. RefSeq names its product tRNA dimethylallyltransferase. Gene Ontology annotation, biological process: tRNA modification. The transcript has 8 exons. Gene Ontology annotation, cellular component: mitochondrion. Gene Ontology annotation, molecular function: tRNA dimethylallyltransferase activity. Lineage: Eukaryota; Metazoa; Arthropoda; Insecta; Hymenoptera; Formicidae. The record is from RefSeq and is a predicted model, not a curated record. The coding region runs from base 15 to 1412 and encodes 465 amino acids.